AGGCGACCCUGGCGUCACUAGUUGCCACUGAAACUAGAAUUUGAAAUAAUUUCACAGUCUCACGUGGAAGAGUGUAACGUUCGAUAAUUGGAACAUGUCAAAAAAAUUCAAGGGACAUAACGCGUUCUAUUUCUUUAUGCUUGAUUGGGGAAAACAAACUAAAUGCCAAAAAAGUUUAAAGGAGAUCGCAGCUGAUCCCGAAUGCAGCAAAACAUGGAAGGACUUGUCACCUCAGCAGAGGGGAUAUUAUGAGAGUAAAGCAAAAGAUAGUAAGGUGGAAAGCCAAGGAACGAUGGGUAAAAAAACACUAAUGGGUGAAAGUAUAAAAGAUAAUGAAGAAAUUGAGAAAAGAGAGAUAGAAUUUCAAGAAAAAAUGCAUCAUUAUCUAAAUUCUAUAGUUGCUAUGGGUAUGAAACAUAAGAACUUGUCUAAAAUAAAAUUCAUGUUAAUACAUGUGAAUUGGUUUUACAGAAGAGAAGUAGGAAUUAAUAAAUAUGAAUUUUGCCCUGCAGAAUUUGCAAUAGCAGAAUUUAGCUUAGAAGAUGGCAUUCAAAACGUGUAUCAUGAAAUACUCAAUAUGAAAAUACCAUUAGGAUGGAGAAGAGAUGCAUUGGAAACCAGUCAGCAAACACACCAAAUACCUAUAGAACUUGCAGAAGGCCAAAGCGAUUUUUCGCUGAUGUAUGAUAAGUUGAUCCAGUUUUUAGAACGUAACAAGACUGGAACUGAGUUUCCACCCAUCUUUACAACCAAAGAUGUAACUCUUGCUGUAAAAUCACUCCUGUUAAAAAUGACUGAUGCUGCCAAUGAGUGUCCAAAUUUUUCAAUAUAUUCAUUAGAGGCUUUGUUUGGAACAUUGAGAAAUGCUGCUGCACAAAAUGUAAAGGAUUGCAAUAUACCGCUUGUUGUUGCUGAAGUUGAAUUUAGAAAGGACAUUUUCUUUUCGAUAUGUGGUCUUGAAUGUGAGUUCCACAAAAUUAUGGAUGGCACAUCACAAUACUGCAGUCAGUCGAUAGUAAAACGGUGGGGUUACACAAUAUGCGAUUAUUGUUGUGAAUUUCUGGAUAUAAAGAUGAUUGAGGGUAUACAUUGUCCAAUUUCGCAACCACUAUCCUUUAAUCAAAGCAUUAUUGACAAAGACACAGCUAAUAUUAAUAUACAACUAAAGCAAUUAAACAUCGGUGAUAAGAAAAAUAUUUUGAAACUUAAUGGAGUGUCUGAGGACCACAGAAGAAAAGUGUCUGAACGAAGUUACAAAGAUGAUCAGCGGCGACGUAACGAAUCCAAACCUAUACAAAUAAUCGAUUACAAUACAUUAAACGCAACACGAUCAUCGAGCAACCCAAUUCUAAACAUUCCAUCACGACCUUUGCGCUUACCAAAAACUAAACCACACGCUUACGAAGAUAUGGAGGAAAACAAUGACUUGCUUAACGACACCAAUUUUCCACCACUUGGAAGAGGAAAAGGAGCAGUACCAAAAAAGAAAUCUUUACAGACAAAUCUUCCCCUUUCUUUAGGAAAAGGGCGUGGAUUUCUCUAAACGUGCUUACUGGACCUUCCUACUUAUACAAUAAAAUCGGAGUUUUUAUCAUAUUUUGUCUUAAAGUGUAUGUAAUAGCAGCAUUGUUAUAUAAUAGUACCUAGCAGUAUAGACUUACAUGAACCAACUCAUGUAUAUUUCAUUUUAAAUACAUCAUAUGCACUACAAUCUUACAAUAAAUAACAA
Messenger RNA from Habropoda laboriosa, 1729 nucleotides. Its product is annotated as protein maelstrom 2. Lineage: Eukaryota; Metazoa; Arthropoda; Insecta; Hymenoptera; Apidae. The record is from RefSeq and is a predicted model, not a curated record. Gene Ontology annotation, molecular function: sequence-specific DNA binding. Gene Ontology annotation, biological process: regulation of miRNA-mediated gene silencing; spermatogenesis; male meiotic nuclear division. The transcript is spliced from 10 exons. Gene Ontology annotation, cellular component: nucleus; P granule. Bases 95 to 1543 code for a protein of 482 amino acids.